GAAAAAAAUAUUUUUUCCCGCAAUUGGCUACAUUUGACGGGGAAAAAGCCAAAUCGUCAGAAUAGUGUGUGUGGGUUGUGUAUUGCAAAUUGGCAUAUUGUUGUUAAAUUGAAGACAACUCUAUUUACCGCAAGUUUGUAGUGAAAAGCUUAAUCUGUGAAUUAAAAUGGAGUCUGUCACGAGCUCCUCUGAUAGCGAAAGCGAUAUAAAUGUAGUGGUGAAUAAAGAAAAGGAUAAUACCGAUACAGGUGGGGUGAAAAGGAAGGUUGCUGAACCACCCACUGAGAGCGAAUCAGACUCGCCACCUGUACCACCUGUAAAAAAGACUCGUACCCAUAUCUGGGUCGAGAUGGAAACUAGUGAUAUAUCUGAGAAGGAAGAGUCGCGCUCGCCUAGCGUAGUGAGUGCAUACAGCAUCAGCAGUGAGGAUGAUGAAGAGGAGGAAAAUAAGGAUGAGGAGGAUGAUGAUGAUGACGAAGACGAUGAUGAUGAUAAUGAUGACGAUGAAAACCCAAUGCUAGUCCAAGAAUUUGAAGGAAUUCUAAGGCUUAACAAAAAAACAUACAAAGAUUAUGGAAAUCUAUGCCGAAUUGCGUUCGAGCUAAAUUCGUUUGAUAAAGUAACGAUGGCCGUACGAGCAUACGAGAAGUUUGCCACAGUGCCACCAAAGGUUUGGUUGCCAUAUCUAAAGAUGCUCAAAACUUUAUGCCAUACAGCUGAGGAGGGCAAAAACUUUGAAGCCAAAUGCGUGCAGGCACUGAGCAGCUAUUAUGAUGAGGACCUUGCUGAAUUUAUAAUCCAGUAUCUAUUAGAGCACCCUAUUAUGGAGAAGCGAACAUAUUGGGCCAACGUAUUGGCAGAUUAUUGCUUGCCACGCCAUGAUUUUGUCAACAAGUUACGUUCUAAGUUGUUACACUUAAAUCAGGCUGAUAAAAAGUCAAUGGAGGAUUUAAUGAAUAUCUACUGCUGCACUUGGAACUGCACCCAGACCGAGCUAGAGUCUAUUCAAGCUUUUCGUGAGGAUUUCAAUGAACAGUUAAUUAAACAUGAACUGCAGAGCCCUUGGGACCAGGAACGUUUUAUUCAAAAAGUACUUUCAAUGAAUUUGGAAGAACACACCCGUUAUGUGGCGGCCAAGCAUUUCUUUGAGCUGAUGCUUCAUAAGUAUGCUACCAAGAACUCACUUUGGCUAAAUUAUAUUAAGCACAUGCAGGCGCUAGCGGAUCGCGAAGAUGAAGAGCUUUGUAACAAAGUGUUCGUGGGUUAUUUGAGGAACAAGCCCAUCGAUAUUAUAAAACGUGGUUUGCGUGCACAGGUCUCUAUCGAAUUGAAUCACAAGUAUUUGUCGAUAAUGGAGCAAAAUAAAUAUCCGCUGGAUAAGGUUGACGCUGAGCUUGAUAGUCAUUUCCGCAGGCUUAUUGGCUUUAUGGACUUAUCAACAGAGUUAAAGCUAGACUAUCUAGCCUAUCGUGUACGCCAUGCUGACUUUACGAACAGUGCACAGGUCCAAUCAAUACGCGAUACUUUUCGUGCUGCGUGGAACUAUCUAUCACAUGCGUAUGGCGAUGCAGCAGAUAAGAACUUUGAGAUUUUGCAGCUCUGGGCACAAGUUGAAUAUUCCAUAGUGAAAGAUGUGAAUAUGGGCGAAAAACUUUGGGAUGAAAUACUCGGCUAUGCUGGUGCUGCCUCCAAGCAACAGCUUUGGCUGACUUACGCUCAAAUGGACACAAAUUUCAAUGGCGGUAUGAGGACACGCAAUAUUUUACGCGAUGCUCUCAGUGCAGCAACCGAACAGCAGUUGCUAUUGACCUUUUAUCGUCGCUUUGAGCGCUCAUAUGGAGACUAUGAAAGCAUUGCCCAUUGCCAGCAAAGCUGCGCUGCAAAACGUUCGUCAUUCAUGGAUCGUGGUCAUAGUGAACGUCCUACAUUCAGGCAACGUGACCCACGGACUCGUUCGCCACAAGGUGCUAGGCCACACCGCGAUACACCAUAUCCAUUGGCUACAGCACGCGCUCGUGAGCCCCCCAAAGACAACUCCAAGAAGGAGAAGCCUGCUGGAAAGCAGCAAACCGAGUCAAAAGACGCUUUCCUAAAAUAUUCAAAAAGCAAGGAACCAAAUAAGAUAUUUAUUUGUAACUUACACGAGAAUUGCACCAAGGAUGAGCUGUUAGAAGUAUUCGACAAAUUUGGCACCAUUAAGGAUGUGCGUCUUAUUAACAAGCAGCAUAAGAAAACUGCCAUUGCUUACAUAGAGUAUGAAUUACCUGAGCAUGCCGAUAAGGCUGUCAGCGAGGGCAAUGGCGUAUCUAUAGCUGAUCUGAAGAUACAGGUGGCCAUCUCAAAUCCACCAGUAAGACCCCAAAAAAAAGAGCCAAUUGCACACUCAAGCAAAACUGCUCUACCGCUUGGACAAAAGCGUCGCAUACAAACAUCCUUGAUACCAUCGCAGCUGCGCCGCGCGGCUGCCAAUGCCAAGUAUGAUGACGGUGCUGCUGCUCCUACUAAUGGAGGCGCUAGUACAUCUUCAGCAGCUGCAGCAACUGCUGCUGCAACUUCAGCAACUGCUGCUGAAACUGAUACGGUUAGUAUAGAUGUAGAUGAUAACCAAGCAGAAGCUAGUGCUCCUAAGAAGUCAAAUGACGAUUUUCUGCGGACAUUGCGCACGGCGCCCUUCCGGCGUAUAAGCGCCUUGCGAUAUUUGCCGCGGUGCUUAACACGCGGAUUGCGCAGUUCCUUCUUGCGAUGUGGCGUUAGGCCCUUGUUCUUAGCUAUCUGUGUCCGCAGUAAUAUAUCUAUAUCAUCGGAGCUGCAAGAUAUGAUCAUGCGCUUCGACGAUAUGCUGCCCAUAAAGAACAAGGAAUACAAUCAUGUAGAUGCUUGGCUAUCGACUCCCGAAGUUCUGAACUUAACUGCGCACUUGGAGCCUCAUCAAGGUUCAGCUACGCAACAUAAUCCCUUUGUCGAAACGCCAAAUUACGAGCCAAACGAUGAGCCGCAGCAGCAGCUGAGCAUUGAACGUCUAACAGACGAUUUUCUAAAUGUUUCAGAUUGCAAUGCUGCUGUGCCAAAAUAUGCGUUGUCAGAUAUGGUUUUUAUGAUUGACAAGCCAAAGGAUGCAGUACCUUUAGGCACAGAAUUUCCCAUUAAGAAGCUUCCAGAAACGUGCGGAGUAGACAAGAUCGUCAAGUUAUUUAUCGUCAAGGUUUAUAGUCCGUUUCAGUUUUGGUUUCACGAUGCAGACGAAAUGCCUUUGCUUAAUAACCUAACAAAUGAUAUGAUGAACUUCUUCUAUAGCAUCAAAAAAACCCGUUGGCAAUUGACCAAGUUUUUCCUUAAGCCCGGAUACAUCUGUGCAGCCAGCUAUGAGAGCUCUUGGCGUCGUGCACGCAUUUUGCGUGAGCUCGUUGACGAUGGACACUCGGCGGCGCUAGUUUAUUUUGUUGACUUUGGCAGUUGCGAGCAGUUGUCUCUUAAAGAUUUGUAUUUCUUGGAUAAAAGUCAUGCCGUGCUUGGCCCAAUAGCCUUGCGUGGCACGAUCACUGAUGUUUAUCCUUUGGGCUUUCAUUGGCCUGCAAAAGCAACGCGUGCAUUUAAGGAUUUGGUGCUGCAACGUGAGAUGCAUGGGAUAGUAAGGGAAAUAGAUAAGCAAGAACGCAUAGUGUUUCUUAAUCUGAUGUAUAAUAGCCAACUGAUGGAGCCCAACAUAUCAAAGCUGCUUAUCAAUGAUAGGAUGGCGGGACCCAGCUACAACUAUGAUCCUAAAGUUCGUGUUAAAAAUUAUGGGCGACGCGUACGAUACCUGCGCGAGCUUUUGCCGACCUUUGACAUGUUGGAAGCGCAGCUGUUUCCCACUCCCACAUCGGAAGCUUUUGAGAAGGAGUUUGAUGCGAUAAUUUUUUCGUCUAGAUUUUACUAUGACUAUCUGCCACCUAAGCUAGCGAAUCCUUUUCUUUAUGAACUUCAAAAUGCACUCACCGCUUGGCUGGAUAAAUAUAAAAAAAAUAAUCAGUCUUGGCGGCGACAAAUGCGCGCUAAGAAGGCUGAACAAGCUAAGAAGCAAAGAAGAAGUACAUAGUAUAACGAAAAAGUCUGUGCACAUG
This is a messenger RNA of Drosophila busckii, 4100 nucleotides long. RefSeq names its product RNA-binding protein 4F (gene Rnp4F). Gene Ontology annotation, molecular function: protein binding; RNA binding. Gene Ontology annotation, cellular component: nucleoplasm; cytoplasm; ASAP complex. Bases 167 to 4075 code for a protein of 1302 amino acids. The record is from RefSeq and is a predicted model, not a curated record. NCBI's taxonomy places the organism in Eukaryota, Metazoa, Arthropoda, Insecta, Diptera, Drosophilidae. Gene Ontology annotation, biological process: mRNA splicing, via spliceosome. The transcript is spliced from 14 exons.